CUCCCUCCCUCACUCUGCGUCUGGCUCCCCAGCAGACAUGGCGAAGCUCCGCAGCUCAGGACUCUCCACAGCCGUCUCCCUCUGCCUGGCACUUCUGCUCCAGACCCGCGCUGAAGACUGCAUCACCAGCAUCAGGGUUGUGCGUCAUUCCCUGUCCCACCCUGCCAACCUGAGCUGUGCAAAUAUGGAAGGAGAAGAGCGGUCCGUCCUCCUGCACAAGGAGGGGCCUCUGAUUCACAACCACACCGUCAAAGGCCAGAGUGACACGGUGGCAGUCAAGGAGGGCAUGUAUCUGCACAUCGUAGGGCACAAGGUGUGGUACGAGAUCUCACAGGUGACCGAUAGUGACGCUGGAGUGUACACCUGCGAGGUGAAAAAGAUGUACCCACCACCUUACAAGGCAGAGAAGCGCAUAUCUGCUCUCAUCACAGAGGGCCACUGCCCUGAUGAGGGUCAGAACCAGGCUCGUAGACAUCUCCACCAUGGUCGCCAUGGUCACCUGAACUCCUCCCAUACGGGGUGCCCCCAGACCCAGCAGGACUCCGCCCCUCUCACCCAGGCCCUGUGGCCAGUGUGCUGUGUGAUGCUCUCCCUGCUCUGUGUCGUGCUUCUCGUCAUCGUCCUGGUGUUUGGGCACAAACUAAGAAGCAAUGCCCAGAGGGAGAGCGAGUACGUCAACACCAGACCUGCAGACUGCAAGAGACAAAAGGGGGUGCUGAGGCCAAAAUGGGAGGGCCUGCUGUUCUGAUCCGACCAGCUCCAGCAAGCCCAGCCUGAACCCUCAGGAGAAACCCCAAACACACAAGGUCCAGCAAGCCCAGCCUGAACCCUCAGGAGAAAUAACAAACACACAAGGUUCAAAAGUAUUGGGGCUAUUGAAACUACUAUUGACAUAUGUUUUGUAUGUUUGUUCAUUUGUUUGUUUAUCAUAAUAUACUGUAUAAAUCUAAUAUAUCUAAGUGAAGCUAAUAGCGUAUACAUAUAUAAUAUAAAAAUAUAGUAUAUAGUCCCAUAUGCAAGAUCCCUUAUAUAGUCCCAUAUGCAAGAUUCCUAUACGCACAAAAAUUGGAGUGUCAGUUUAUUGUUCCCCGCCACUCAACAGAGUUAGUGUAUGCGUGAGAUACAGCAGGCUCGUUGUCUGACUUUGUACUCAAGUGCAUGAUGAUGGGUGUUAUAUCCGUCUGUUCUGCUGCUCAGGAAUAUG
Alosa sapidissima (American shad) is the source of this 1204-nucleotide messenger RNA. RefSeq lists its product as uncharacterized. The record is from RefSeq and is a predicted model, not a curated record. Gene Ontology annotation, biological process: regulation of T cell proliferation; T cell receptor signaling pathway. The coding region runs from base 38 to 748 and encodes 236 amino acids. Gene Ontology annotation, cellular component: external side of plasma membrane. The transcript is spliced from 4 exons. Lineage: Eukaryota; Metazoa; Chordata; Actinopteri; Clupeiformes; Clupeidae.